AGAAACUCCCCCAUUGAAAAUGAAAAUAUUUCUCUCACUGAGAGCGACCGAGAGGGAGAAAUUAUCAAAAUUACCAAAAUAUUUUUAUAAAUAAAUAAAUUAAAAUUGCAUUCUAAAUUUCUUGGGGAUGUAUGAAUUGAAAGUUUUGAUUUGGAUUGAAAUGAGCAUUUGUUGAUUAAAUUUCUGAAAACAGUCCAUCUUUCGUUCUUCUUCUUCUCUCGCGCCGGUGUUUUUGUGUUGUAAUUUGUGUCAAUGGCCGACCAAUCGGACGCGUCGCCGCUUAUGGCUCCGACGCCGGUGGAGCCCAGCGAGAUCGAUCUGGAGGCCGGCCCCGGCGAACAAAUUCAGUGCCGUAUCUGUCUCGAAACCGAUGGUAGGGAUUUUAUUGCUCCUUGCAAAUGCAAAGGAACUUCAAAGUAUGUACACCGAGAAUGUUUGGAUCAUUGGCGAGCUAUAAGGGAAGGGUUUGCAUUUGCUCAUUGCACAACCUGUAAAGCCCCUUACCAUUUGAGAGUUCAUGUUGCUGUUGAUAGGCGAUGGCGAACCAUGAAAUUUCGCUUUUUCGUGACGAGAGACAUUUUAUCUAUAUUUCUGGUUGUCCAGAUUGUGAUUACUUCACUGGCAUAUUUGAUGUAUUUAAUUGAUAAUUACCAGCAAUCCCGGCUUCGUGUGGCUUGGGGUUUUGAUAGUGAGCUCAGUUUCUACUACAUAUGCGGAGCACUACUAUUUUUUGCUUUGCUGGGUCUAUCUGGAUGCUUCAUUACUUGUUAUGAUCGAAGAGUGCGCAAUGAUUUGGCUCAACCUUGUCAAGAAUUAUGUCUUUGUUGCUGUCAGCCUGGAAUAUGUGCGGACUGUCAUUUGCCUGGAACUCUUUGUAUGUGGACUGAUUGUACGACAUGUUUUGAAAGUUGUGCAAGUACAGCCAGUGAAUGUGGUUGUUUAGGAGGUGCUGGUGAAGCAGGGCUACCUCUACUGUUCAUAAUGGCUUUGAUUGUCUUAGGACUGUUUACUGUGAUUGGCAUAUUUUACAGUGUUUUGGUGGCUACUAUGGUUGGACAACGAAUUUGGCAGCGGCAUUAUCAUAUACUCGCAAAACGCAUGCUAACAAAAGAAUAUGUUGUUGAGGAUGUUGAUGGUGAGAUGACGGGAUCUGAUUGGGCUCCUCCACCUCUCCCACCUGAGCAUGUUCAGCAACUGAAAGGACUGGGCCUCCUAUGAACUUGAAGGAGUCCUUGUCAUGACUGACAAGAAUAAGAUAGUGCAAUGAUGGACUGACUUGUCUAUUUCGGCAGGCCACUCUACCAUGGGCUUUUAACUCAUAUACAGAGGCACGAUUCUUGUACAGUUGCUGGGUAAGAAAUUUUGAAGGCACUGUUGAUGAUAUUCAGUUUAUAUAUGAAUAUGCUGUGAUUAUCUGUGAAAAUAUCCUUGUAUUUUCUUUUGCCAUGUACUCCCUUAAUUGUGAAUGUGCUCUUCCAUGAUUGUAAGGAAACUGGAUUAAGUAAAUUCAUGAAUAACUGACAACAGGAUUUUCAAUGAUACAUGGCUUUUAACCCA
Mangifera indica (mango) is the source of this 1557-nucleotide messenger RNA. RefSeq lists its product as uncharacterized. The transcript has 7 exons. Bases 253 to 1218 code for a protein of 321 amino acids. Lineage: Eukaryota; Viridiplantae; Streptophyta; Magnoliopsida; Sapindales; Anacardiaceae. The record is from RefSeq and is a predicted model, not a curated record. Gene Ontology annotation, molecular function: zinc ion binding.